AUGACUGUUUCCGACGACACCGUUGUGCUCAUUUCUGGCUUAGGAAUCGGACGCACGCUGGUAGAAACCUUUCUGCUUCGGCCAAAGCAUACUGUCAUUGGCAGCGUCCGCGACACAACCGCAGAGUAUGUGAAAGAGCUGGAAGGCCUACCCAAGGCAGAUGGCUCGCGUCUGCAACUGGUGAAGAUUGAAAGCCGCAACUCAGCCGAUCCAGCGGCAGCAGAUGUUGACGGCAACUCCUGCUUUGGAUAG
Molecule: messenger RNA, 252 nt
Organism: Aspergillus affinis
Lineage: Eukaryota; Fungi; Ascomycota; Eurotiomycetes; Eurotiales; Aspergillaceae
Exons: 2
Coding region: 1-252 (83 amino acids)
Source: RefSeq, a predicted model, not a curated record